Molecule: messenger RNA, 2640 nt
Organism: Choloepus didactylus (southern two-toed sloth)
Lineage: Eukaryota; Metazoa; Chordata; Mammalia; Pilosa; Megalonychidae
Gene: SLC25A12
Product: solute carrier family 25 member 12
Exons: 18
Coding region: 31-2193 (720 amino acids)
Biological process (GO): aspartate transmembrane transport; L-glutamate transmembrane transport; malate-aspartate shuttle
Molecular function (GO): calcium ion binding; L-glutamate transmembrane transporter activity; L-aspartate transmembrane transporter activity
Source: RefSeq, a predicted model, not a curated record
UUCCGCACCGCCCUCCCGGAGCUCAUUUGCAUGGGGACGCGCGCGGCGCCGGCGAGCGGAGGGAGGGCGGGCGCGGCUGGGGAGGCGGCGCGCGCACGCGCGCGCCCUGACAGCUCGGCCCUGCUCACUCGCUCGUCCUCAGCUUCCGAGCACAGCAUGGCGGUCAAGGUGCAGACAACCAAGCGAGGUGAUCCUCAUGAGUUAAGAAACAUAUUCCUACAGUAUGCCAGUACUGAGGUUGAUGGAGAACAUUACAUGACCCCGGAAGACUUUGUCCAGCGCUAUCUUGGACUGUAUAAUGAUCCAAACAGCAAUCCAAAGAUUGUGCAGCUCUUGGCAGGAGUAGCUGAUCAAACCAAGGAUGGGUUGAUCUCCUAUCAAGAGUUUUUGGCAUUUGAAUCUGUUUUGUGUGCUCCAGAUUCCAUGUUUAUAGUGGCUUUCCAAUUGUUUGACAAGAGUGGGAAUGGAGAGGUGACAUUUGAAAAUGUCAAAGAAAUUUUGGACAGGACUACUAUUCAUCAUCAUAUCCCUUUUAAUUGGGACUGUGGAAUUAUUCGGCUGCAUUUUGGGCAUAACCGGAAGAAGCAUCUUAACUACACAGAAUUCACACAGUUUCUCCAGGAGUUGCAGUUGGAACAUGCAAGACAAGCCUUUGCACUGAAAGAUAAAACCAAAAGUGGCAUGAUUUCUGGGCUGGAUUUCAGUGACAUCAUGGUUACCAUUCGGUCUCACAUGCUUACUCCUUUUGUGGAGGAGAACUUAGUUUCAGCAGCUGGAGGAAGUAUCUCGCACCAGGUUAGCUUCUCCUACUUCAAUGCAUUUAACUCCUUGCUGAAUAACAUGGAGCUUGUUCGUAAAAUAUAUAGCACUCUAGCUGGCACGAGGAAAGAUGUUGAAGUCACCAAGGAGGAAUUUGCCCAGAAUGCCAUACGCUUUGGACAAGUCACCCCACUAGAAAUUGAUAUCCUCUACCAGCUUGCAGACUUAUAUACUGCUACAGGGCGCUUGACUUUGGCAGAUAUUGAGAGAAUAGCCCCAUUGGCUGAGGGUGCUUUACCUUAUAACCUGGCAGAACUUCAGAGACAGCAAUCUCAUGGGUUAGGCAGGCCUGUCUGGCUCCAAAUUGCCGAGUCUGCUUACAGAUUCACUCUGGGCUCAGUUGCUGGAGCUGUGGGAGCCACUGCUGUGUAUCCUAUAGAUCUGGUGAAGACCCGCAUGCAAAAUCAGCGUGGCAGUGGCUCUGUUGUGGGGGAGCUGAUGUACAAAAACAGCUUUGACUGUUUUAAGAAAGUCUUGCGUUACGAGGGCUUCUUUGGACUCUACCGGGGUCUGAUACCACAACUUAUAGGGGUUGCUCCAGAAAAGGCCAUUAAACUGACUGUUAAUGAUUUUGUCCGGGACAAAUUUACCCGCAGAGAUGGCUCUAUUCCACUUUUAGCAGAAAUCCUUGCUGGUGGUUGUGCUGGAGGCUCUCAGGUCAUCUUCACCAACCCCCUGGAGAUAGUGAAGAUUCGCCUGCAGGUAGCGGGAGAGAUCACCACGGGACCCAGAGUCAGUGCCCUGAACGUGCUCCGGGACCUGGGACUGUUUGGUCUGUAUAAGGGUGCCAAAGCGUGUUUCCUCCGAGACAUUCCCUUCUCUGCAAUCUAUUUUCCUGUUUAUGCUCAUUGCAAACUACUACUGGCUGAUGAAAACGGACAUGUGGGAGGUUUAAAUCUCCUUGCAGCUGGAGCCAUGGCAGGUGUGCCUGCUGCUUCUCUGGUGACCCCUGCCGAUGUCAUCAAGACAAGACUGCAAGUGGCCGCCCGUGCAGGCCAGACGACAUACAGCGGUGUUAUCGACUGCUUCAGGAAGAUCCUCCGGGAAGAGGGGCCCUCUGCAUUUUGGAAAGGGACUGCAGCCCGAGUGUUUCGAUCUUCUCCCCAGUUUGGUGUAACCUUGGUCACCUAUGAACUUCUUCAGCGGUGGUUUUAUAUUGAUUUCGGAGGACUCAAACCCUCUGGCUCAGAACCAACACCUAAGUCCCGCAUUGCAGACCUUCCUCCUGCCAGUCCCGAUCACAUCGGUGGAUACAGACUCGCCACAGCCACUUUUGCUGGCAUAGAAAACAAGUUUGGCCUUUAUCUUCCCAAAUUUAAGUCUCCUCCUGUUGCUGUGGUUCAGUCAAAGGCAGCGGCGGCAGCAGCUCAGUGAGGAGAUGACUGUGGAGCGCAGCACGGUGCGCCCUGAAGAGAGGUGGACGAGAGCAGCCCUGUAAUGUAUCCAGUCAGCUGCAUGGUUCUGGCUGAGCUGAGGAGUCAAACUAUUCUUUCUAUAUGACUUAUACAUAUAUUUGUUUAUAAAGUAAUCAUUUGCCUGGGGUGGGGUGGGGGGGAGCAACGGAGUUUCAAGCUUUAGUCUUAUGUGUUGAAAUGUUUUCCUAAGCCUUGGCAUGAAUUAGUGUUCUAGACUCUGCUUUGCACAGCUUACACUUACAGUGACUGUACAUAUUGUACAUCUUUGUACAGAAACAUCUUAGCACCUCACCCCGACAAAUCACAUUUAUAGAAAUGUAAUGCAGUUAUGAGUGGCUUGAAAUGUACAGAAUGUUUUGAAAGUGUUUAUUAAGAAUCACACGAAAAUAAAUGUAUUAAAAUUAAA